Centruroides sculpturatus (bark scorpion) is the source of this 734-nucleotide messenger RNA. RefSeq names its product glutamate receptor ionotropic, kainate 2-like. The coding region runs from base 154 to 711 and encodes 185 amino acids. The record is from RefSeq and is a predicted model, not a curated record. Gene Ontology annotation, cellular component: plasma membrane; postsynaptic membrane. The transcript is spliced from 2 exons. Gene Ontology annotation, biological process: modulation of chemical synaptic transmission; monoatomic ion transport; synaptic transmission, glutamatergic. NCBI's taxonomy places the organism in Eukaryota, Metazoa, Arthropoda, Arachnida, Scorpiones, Buthidae. Gene Ontology annotation, molecular function: glutamate receptor activity; transmitter-gated monoatomic ion channel activity involved in regulation of postsynaptic membrane potential.
AAAAAAAUUUUCUUAAAAUAUUGCUAUAAUAAUUUCAAUAGACUCUAUUGUUAAAUUAUAUUAAUUGAAUUCUAUUUAAAACUUCAGAGAGCGGAUUUAGCCAUAGGAGACUUGACUAUAAACACUCAAAGGGAAGAAGAUGUGGACUUUACAAUGCCUUUUAUGAAUUUGGGAAUUGGUAUAUUAUUUAAAAAACCGGCUCGAAAAGAACCGACUUUAUUUUCUUUUAUGUUCCCCUUUUCGACACCUGUAUGGAUUUAUAUGGCUACAGCAUAUUUAGGAAUGACAGUUGUAGUAUAUAUCUUAGCUCGCUUGUCACCAUACGAAUGGAUAAACCCACAUCCAUGUGAAAUGUAUCCAGAUAUACUUAGCAAUCAGUUCAAUUUCUUAAAUACUUUAUGGUUUUCAAUCGGCUCACUCAUGCAACAAGGAUCUGAACUCGCACCAAGAGCAUUAUCAACGAGAAUAGCUGCUGGCUUUUGGUGGUUUUUUACUUUAAUAAUAGUAUCUACCUAUACCGCUAACUUAGCAGCUUUUCUUACAUCAGCAAGAUUGCAAUCACCAAUAAAAAACGUGCAAGAUUUAGCAAAACAAACAACAAUUCCCUAUGGCUGUUUGGAAAAAGGAUCUACUAGAACUUUUUUUAAGGUAAUAUUUUUUGCUCUUAAUUUUAUAUUAAUUUUAACGAGAAAAAAUAACGUCAAUAAAUAAUUUUUUAUGAAUUAAUUUGUAAU